This is a messenger RNA of Rhinichthys klamathensis goyatoka, 2135 nucleotides long. RefSeq names its product MINDY lysine 48 deubiquitinase 3 (gene mindy3). The coding region runs from base 434 to 1756 and encodes 440 amino acids. NCBI's taxonomy places the organism in Eukaryota, Metazoa, Chordata, Actinopteri, Cypriniformes, Leuciscidae. Gene Ontology annotation, biological process: protein K48-linked deubiquitination. Gene Ontology annotation, molecular function: K48-linked deubiquitinase activity; cysteine-type deubiquitinase activity. The transcript has 15 exons. The record is from RefSeq and is a predicted model, not a curated record.
GUGAGGACAUACCAGGCCUGUAUAGUUAAACAGGCAGAAUAGAAACCUUGUAUUAAGGAAGCGAAUAACUUACUGGAUAAGACGUAAGAUAACAUUAAUUUCAUACACAAAUUAAACCCGUAUGAGGUUAACAGAGCGGCUGUGGUGUGUUGUCGCUAGAGGCUGCGUAAAUUAUUCAAAAUAUAACGUUCUUUCACGAUUUUUGGCGCGAGCGUUCGAUCAUUCGUCGCUCGCGGGACAGUUUACGCACCAGUAGCGCAUCUGUGGCCAAUGCCACCAAAGAAAAAUCUUUAAGAUUCAGCGGAAUACAAAAGCAGGCCAGGACGAGUACGCUAGCCACGUCGCGUGCACUAGAGUGGUUAGCUGUCACAAGGAUCUCCAUUGGUCUUGAUGCUUGGUUUUGACUUAAAAUCAACGAAGAUCAAGAGACGAAAUGUCAGAUACGAGUAAAGAAGUGGUGGAUCUGGUGUGGGGCAGACCCAGUGGCGGAGGAGUGCCUGCAUCCCUCUUCCGCAGGUGGUCUCAAGGCUUUGUGUUCACUGAGGCUGAGCGCUCUGCACUGGAGCAGUUUGAAGGCGGUCCGUGUGCUGUCAUUGCACCUGUACAGGCUUUCCUGUUGAAGAACGUUCUGUUUAACACUGAAGGCUCAAACUGGAAAGAUAUUUCAGAGGAAGAGCAGCGGACGGUCCUGUGCUCCACCCUCAGUGAGAUUCUGGAGUCAGCCUCCCUCAAUAAGACACAGGCAUUUCACCUGGCCACCUGGCCUCGUGAUAAAACCACAGACGGCCACCCAGAGCCCGAGUCCAGCCAAACUACUGACACACCAACUGCUUUGGCUGCUGAGGAGCUUGGCUUUGAGAGGUUUCACAGCGUCAUCCAGAAGAGGACUCUCAGGACUGUUGCGGAGCUGAGAGAGGCUGUGUUGUCACUGUACGACACCUGGAAAAACAAAUUCGGAGUUCUGCUUUUCCUGUACUCUGUCAUACUUACAAAGGGGAUUGAGAACAUAAAGAAUGAGAUCGAAGACACCUCUGAACCUCUGAUUGACCCUGUGUAUGGCCAUGGCAGCCAAAGUCUAAUCAACCUGCUGGUCACAGGUCAUGCCGUGUCUAACGUGUGGGACGGUGAUAGAGAAUGUUCUGGAAUGAAGCUUCAUGGCAUCCAUCAGCACGCCUCUGUUGGCUUCCUCACACUAAUGGAGUCACUGCGCUAUUGCAAGGUUGGCUCUUUCCUCAAAUCUCCAAAAUUCCCUAUUUGGAUCCUUGGCAGCGAGACUCAUCUCUCAGUAUUUUUCACUAAGGAGAUGGCUUUGGUUGCCCCCGAGUCCCCAUCGGAGCAGGCCAGACGAGUAUUCCAGACCUUUGAUCCAGAAGAUAAUGGGUUCAUUCCAGACACGCUGCUUGAAGAUGUUAUGAAAGCCUUGGAUCUCGUCUCCGAGCCAGACUAUGUGAAUCUCAUGAAGAGUAAGCUGGAUCCAGAGGGAUUGGGUAUUAUUCUGUUGGGUCAGUUUCUGCUGGAGUUCUUUCCUGGUCAGGAUUCCGUGAUCCCAGACUCAUUUCCUGUGUAUCACUAUAAUGGCCUGAAGCAGUCUAACCACAAUGAGAAGGUGAGUUAUGUCGAGGGCACUGCUUUGGUCAUGGGUUUUGAGGACCCCAUGGUACGUACAGACGACACUCCAGUCAAGCGCUGUCUACAGACCAAAUGGCCCUACAUCGAGCUUCUGUGGACCACAGAAAGGUCACCCUCCCUAAAUUAACCGUUAUCUCUCACCUUUCACCUGCCAACCUCUGGCUGCACAGCCCGCUGACUUCAGGAACGCUCGUAGGACUCCUCACUCUCUCGGCACUACAUUUAGAAAGGCCAACACGGGGCCUGAAGUUCAAAUGAGAGACGAUGCUGUUCGCCUGGCGCUCACACAACGCCUAUUGUUUGCUUUUUACACAUCUCAACCGGCUUGAUUAUAAGACUGUUUUUGUGUUUAAAGCCCUGGAUUUGAACAGAUUAUUUGGGGUGUGAGGGGGGUCAUCUGUUGUGUAUACCAAAUGUAUUUGCUUUUGCAGGUGUUCAUAUUAUUUUUGUCAACUUUGUACAUGAUUUUGUUUACUUGUCUGAAAUGAUAAAUCUUUGAAUUAGCA